Dichomitus squalens LYAD-421 SS1 is the source of this 2947-nucleotide messenger RNA. RefSeq names its product CAMK/CAMKL/CHK1 protein kinase. Gene Ontology annotation, cellular component: site of double-strand break; cytoplasm; nucleus. Bases 367 to 1872 code for a protein of 501 amino acids. Lineage: Eukaryota; Fungi; Basidiomycota; Agaricomycetes; Polyporales; Polyporaceae. The record is from RefSeq and is a predicted model, not a curated record. Gene Ontology annotation, biological process: protein phosphorylation; mitotic G2 DNA damage checkpoint signaling. The transcript is spliced from 10 exons. Gene Ontology annotation, molecular function: ATP binding; protein kinase activity.
CGGCUAUGUAGGGAAAUCGGACUUGCAGGGUGAAAGCCCAAGAUGAAGGGGUGGGAUAAGCCAUCAGAGUCUAAUUGGGGAAUGAAUAUGAAUGGUAGGGCGGCUGUGGAAAGGAAGGAUACGUACGACUUGACAGGCGUGACAAAUGAUGGCAGAGAGUAAGAGACGGGAGUCCUUGAGCGUCCUUACAUAUCCAAGCAUGCUCGCUCCAGCGUUCGGUAGCGUAGAAGUCGUCGCUGGGAAUCGGCGCCCGCAGGCGUCUCUAAGCGGCGUGACCCGACGCGACUGGACGUGACCGACGCGUGUUGGACGCGCCGCUGCCGACGGGCGUUUGUUCCGUGACUUGUCUCCCGCCACCGACCGAACAUGGCCGAGCCACAGAAGCUUCGUAUGCCCACCGUCGCUGGCUUCAAAAUCGUCAAACAGAUCGGUGGCGGCGGCUUCUCUACCGUAUACCAGGCCGUACACCCAGAGACCCACCGCGUCGCAGCAUGCAAGGUCGUCACCAUCACCCCUGACUUCUCAGAUUGGCAAAUGAAGGCCAUCGAGAGGGAGUGCCGCGUGCACACCGCCCUCAAGCACAAACACAUCCUAGAACUCCUCGGCGCUGCCAAGCUCUCCAUCGAGCAGGCCGCCAGAGGCGGCUACCUCCCUGCCUUCUAUCUCCUCAUGGAGAUCGCUGCCGGCGGCGACCUCUUCGACAAGAUCCUUCCCGACGUCGGCAUCGACGAGGACAUCUCCCAUUACUACUUCUGCCAGAUGAUCGCCGGUCUCUCAUACCUCCACGAAGAAGGCGUGUGCCACAGGGACCUCAAGCCGGAGAACCUCCUGCUCGACGCCGCAGGCACCCUCAAAAUCAGCGACUUUGGUCUCUGUGCCGUCUACAAGGUCAAGGAGACUGGCAAGACGCGCGUCCUCAACGAGCGGUGCGGCAGCCUGCCGUACAUCGCGCCCGAGCUGCGCGGCACGGGCUCGUACGAGGCGGAGCCGAUCGACGUCUGGGGCAGCGGCGUCAUCCUCUUCACGAUGCUCGCAGGCAACACCCCAUGGGACGAGCCGACGCGGGGCAGCGUCGAGUUCAUGCAGUACAUCACGGGCGAGGCGUUCAACCACCGGCCGUGGAACCGCUUCUCGGCAGACGCGCUCUCGCUGAUCACGGGCAUGCUCGACAUCGAGCCCUCCCACCGGAUGACGCUCGCAGACGUCGCGGGGCAUCCGUGGGUAGCGAGACCGAGCCAGCUCGCCUCACGCGGCCUCUCCGCGAUCGCGGCGUCGCUCACCCAAGGCCUCCGCGACUCGGGCCAGAUGUCUAUCGCGGAGCCCAACCUCUCCGCGUCCGACGACGACCCGAUGGAGGUCGACUCCGCCUCCUUCUCCUCCGUGGACUCCGCGGCGAUGGUCCGCGCGGCCGGCCCGCGCCCCGCGAAGACGCAGUUCACGCAGACGCUGAUGCUCUUCUCGCAGAUGCCGGGCGGGCAGCGGUACCGCUACUGCCCGCACCUGACGCGCUUCUUCGCCGCGCUCCUCCCGCACGCGCUGCUGGUGCUGAUCCAGGACGCGCUGGCGGAGAUGGGCGUGAAGCAGAACCCGGCCAAGGAGCUCAUCCCCGAGCCUGGGGGGGACGACGAGGACGAAGAGGAGGAAGAGGAGGCGGUGGCGAUGAUCCGGAUGCGGAUCGGGACGAAGGACCGGCGGAAGAUCCACAUGAAGGGCUACGUCGAGAUCGAGGAGAUGAGGGGCGUGGGGUACACGGGGAGCUUUGUGGUGUUCGCGCGGGACGCGGGCAACCCGCUCGAGUGGCGGGCGAUGUGGAAGACGCUUGUCGAGCACCCGCUCGUCAGCCCGCAUGUGUACAGGAAGAGUGGCCUGUGAAGGGUUCGUUUUGUGAUCUUCGUGCUUUGUCGCUCGUGGGUUUGCAUCUGUACUAUAGCUUUUUUGGGCUGUAAAUCUUGCUUGUGGUAGAGCAGACCACCCCGCCGCCUCCGUCAUUGCUGUCGAGGCUCUGGUCUCGCACUGACUAUGUAUAAUACAUACGACUCCGUGGAUAUACGACAUGUUCAAGCACAAAUUCGCGCCGCAACAGGCAACAAGCUAUAUGCGCGCACCCCUACGCCUUCAGCGCCUUCGCAGCCACCCCAGCGUCCGCCUUGAUAUCCCUGGUAAACUCUUCAUGAGUCGUGUGGUUCCGCACCCACCCAACCUCCUUCCGUCUCCGCCUUGCAGCGCGUGUUGGCGAACAGCCACUCCGCGAAGAACUCGCUCCCGAAGUACUUCACCCGCUCGUCCACGGCCAACGCGGCCGGCUCCGCCCCCCUGGUCACCCCGAGCUCGACAAGGGCCUCCCCAAUCGCCCGGACGACCUCGUGCGUGGCGUGUUCGCUGCCCGUGACGAAAACGUAGCCCUCGCGCCCGCGCGAGACCUGCGCCGCGUCGAACAGGCGCGUCCGUGUCCGCACGGACGACGCCCAGAACGCGUGAUGAGCAGGCACACACGAUGCCACAAGGUGUCAUAAAAGAACGCGCUGUCCUCGACGUGGACGUGCCCCCAUGCAUGCGCGCCCUUCCCGGUGAUGCCUGGGAGGCCCCUCCUGCGGCGGCGGCGAUCGGCGCGGGCCCCUCGAAGAGCGGGCCGCUGGGGUGCCCGUAGAUGAUGCGCGGGGGGACACAUGGACGUCGGCGCGUGCGCAUCGGUGUCCGCGGAGCGCACCAGCUUGUCGACGCCGGCAUUCACGGGCGUCGCGGGGACAUUGUCGAUCGCAGCGAGGUCGAGGUAAGAGGUGAUGCAUGAUGGUGGAUCCGAACUGGGAUGUGUUCCGGUGAUAUCACACAGUCUCGACGACACGGUAAGCCGUGUUCAACCACCACCACAUCGCAUUAUCUUGGUUGGACGAUGGCAGGGAGCGGGGGCCGCGUAGAAACGAAAUAGUCCUUGUAGUGCGUUUCGUAU